Messenger RNA from Colletes gigas, 1381 nucleotides. It is a transcript of the gene ND-39, whose product is annotated as NADH dehydrogenase [ubiquinone] 1 alpha subcomplex subunit 9, mitochondrial. NCBI's taxonomy places the organism in Eukaryota, Metazoa, Arthropoda, Insecta, Hymenoptera, Colletidae. Gene Ontology annotation, cellular component: mitochondrion. The coding region runs from base 336 to 1307 and encodes 323 amino acids. Gene Ontology annotation, molecular function: protein-containing complex binding. The record is from RefSeq and is a predicted model, not a curated record. The transcript has 7 exons.
GGCGGCAUGGAUUACGAAAAUUGCGUUACGAACAGCGAGUAAGUUUAUUAUUCACGCUGUUCGUCCUCUUAUUUUGAUAUCUUUUUGACAAUGAUAAUCCGUCGCGCGUUUUAGUGCUACUGUUGAUCUUAUAACGUUAAAACCAAAAUGUGUACGCUGUGGGGUACACAAUACAGAGCCGCGAUUGCUCUUCGAAACCAAGAAUUAUUAAGAAUCCAACUACAGCCAGCUUGAAAAGAGGCACGGGAGGCCGUAGCUCCUUUAACGGGAUAGUAUGCACAGUUUUUGGAUGCACUGGCUUUAUUGGGCCAUAUGUAUGUAACCACCUUGGGAAAAUGGGUACGCAGCUAAUUCUUCCACACAGAUGCACACGUUAUCUUGCUCUGCCUCUGAAAUUGUGUGGAGAUCUUGGGCAGGUUUUGUUUCAUCCUUUUCAUUUGAGAGAUGAAGAGUCCAUAAUCAGGAGUAUGAAAUACUCUAAUGUUGUGAUUAAUUUAGUUGGCCGAGAUUAUCCAACCAAGAAUUUUAGUAUGUCGGAUGUAAACGUAGAAGGAUGUAGAACUUUGGCUAGACUUGCUAAGCAGUGUAAUGUGGAACGUUUCAUUCAUAUGUCAAGUUUGAAUGUAGAGAAUCCUACACCAAUGAUUCUACCUGGGGGUUCUGAAGUUCUUAAAACAAAAUGGCAAGGAGAAUGUGCAGUGAAAGAAGAAUUUCCAGAAGCUACUAUUAUUAGACCAUCGGUCGUAUAUGGACAAGAGGAUCAUUUUAUGACCUAUUAUUUGAGUGCUAUAAGAAGAACAUGGAGGAAUAUACCAUUGUGGAAAAAAGGAAAAGAAACAGAAAAACAACCAGUACAUGUUUCCGAUGUAGCUGCUGGUAUUGCUGCUAUUGCAACAAAUCCUCGUACUGCUGGCAAAACUUACCAGUUUGUUGGGCCAAGGCGAUACACAUUAGAGACUCUAAUUAGGUGGUUCUAUGAUAUAGCAUGUCAUGGAUAUGAAGAUGUAGGUUACGAUGUAAGUGAGUUAAAGACAAAUCUCCUCUUCCGACUACAAGUUGCUGCGAAUGGUGCUGUACAUCACGUAUUUCCUCUUUCGCGUUUAACUUGGGAUAUAUUAGAAAGAGAUCAUACUAGCGACAAAGUAAUACCAUCAUUACCAACUUUAGAAGAUCUAGGCAUAGUACCAAUCAACAUGGAAUCCCAAAUACCUUGGGAAGUGAGACCAUAUAAAUUCUACGACUUCUAUACCGAAGAAUUGGGAGAAAUUAUACAACCUAAACCACCACAAACUGUUCCCUUGCGUUGAAAUUUUUAUUAUCAAUUGAGAUUAGUGUAAAAACUGAAUGUGCUCUAUUGAAAUAAAGAGUACACUGUUCUAAA